UGGUGCCACAGGUACUGCAUUCAAAAAUGGACCAAAACGGCAAAGAUGAACGCGAACCUCUGGCGAAUACAUCUUUGGAAAACGGAAAUAGAGGGGCGAGAUCGACAGAGCAACCCUCAGAACUAGAGAGAACGUCGUCUCUCUAUGGCGUUCAACUCGAGAGAGAAGAUGAACCAGUGACUGUUAAGCGCCGAGUUUUUACCCAAGAACACUUCGACAAACACCAUGGGUUUUCCCAGCGGAGGAAGUCUAAGACUCCCAAAGAGCAUGCGCACCACGUGCGGCGUAAAUUACGUAAUCGUUGUGCAUGCUCACGUGACUGUAUCCAGGGGUUUCUGCUCCGACUCUUCCCCUUCGUGUCCAUAAUGAGGCAGUAUAAAUUCCCCCAGUGGUUCGUUGGUGAUCUGGUGUCUGGGUUGACGGUGGGAGUGAUGCACCUUCCACAGGGUAUGGCAUACGCUUUAUUGGCAGGGCUCCCGUCCAUCCACGGCCUGUACGUGUCAUUCUUCCCUCCGCUCGUUUACUUCUUCUUUGGGACGUCCAAGCACAUUUCCAUAGGUACCAUGGCGGUCGUCAGCCUCAUGGUAGGGGCAGUCGUAGACAGACAAGCUGUGUCAUGGACCGCUCCCGCAGCGUCCCCAGAUGUCUUCAACGAUUCAAGCGUUGCCAAUGCCACUUCUGUACCUACCAUCAUAUGUGACGCCGAUACCAACUCCAACCAAGACUGCGUGGACUUCAAGAUAGGCGUUGCCACCGCUUUGACCAUGCUGGUCGGAUUUUGGCAGUUAUUGAAGGGCACGUUUCGUCUUGGUUUCAUCACCAACUACCUGUCCGACCCCCUCAUCAGUGGGUUCACCACGGGAGCCGCCUGCCACGUGUUUUCUUCACAGAUUAAACACGUCUUUGGACUCAGAAUUAAGGCGUCAAAAAUCACCAAUCCGUUUAAACUCGUCAAAUUUUACAUCCAGUUCUUCCUCACCCUUCCCCAAACCAAUUUGGCCGCUCUCAUCAUGUCAGUAGUGUGCAUACUAAUGUUGGUGCUGACAAAAGAGUGUAUCAACGCUAGGUAUAAGGCGAAGAUGAAGAUGCCGGUGCCCAUUGAGCUGAUUGUGGUCAUUCUGGGUACUAUGGUAUCCUACUUUGCCAAAAUGGACGAGGUGUUUAAUCUGACGGUGGUCGGGUCUAUUCCAACAGGCAUCCCUGUGCCGACCCUACCUCCUGCCGAACAUUUCGGGACUCUAAUCGUCGAUGCGUUCGGAGUGGCCAUUGUGGCCUUCACCAUAUCCGUCUCCAUGGCAAAGAUACUGGCCAAACAACAGGGAUACGUCAUAAGCCCGGACCAGGAGCUUAUUGCCUAUGGUAUGUGUAACAUCAUAGGCUCUGUCUUCACUACGUUUUCUUGCUGCGCGUCCAUGUCUAGAAGCCUGGUGCAAGAGACGACCGGAGGAAAAACGGAGGUUGCAAGUAUCGUUUCCAGUGGCUUUAUUCUGAUAGUUAUACUUGCCGCAGGGCCGUUAUUUCGAACUCUUCCAAGGUGUGUUCUUGCCUCUAUCAUCAUCGUGGCUCUGAAAGGCAUGUUCCUGCAGGUCAAAGACCUGAAGAGACUGUGGAGGAUUUCAAAGUUUGAUUUUGCCAUAUGGAUAGUCACAUUCGUCUCCGUAGUGUUCCUCAAUGUGGAUAUGGGACUUCUGGUAGGGGUGGGGUUCUCUCUCAUCACUAUUGUCUUCAGGACACAAUGGCCCUACAGUUGUCUCUUUGGUAGAGUGCCUCACACAGAUAUAUACAGAGACAAAAACGUUUACAAAGUGGUCGAGGAGGUUCCUGGAAUCAAGAUUUUUCACUUUGAAUCCUCCCUGUAUUACGCGAACGCUGAACAUUUCCGUAACAAGCUCUACUCAACCACCGGAUGUGACCCUGGUCUCCUCAAGGCCGAAAGGAUGGCGAUAAACGAGAGACAAGAAGCUCUUGCAAAGCAAAAGAAAAAGAAAGAAAAAAGAGAGAAGAAAAAGGAAAACGCAAACCAGACGGAAAAAGAAGCAGACGACCAUCCGUCCAUAGCUCUAGUGGACGAGUCCAAACAAGCAGACAAGCAUCUGUUGUCUCUGGAGGACGAACUUCCACAACCUGACAUCCACCACAUCAUAGUGGACUGCUCCGCCAUGACCUUUAUUGACGCCGUAGGGGUGAAGGUGCUGAAACAGGUUAUAGCAGAAUACAAAGCAGUCGGCGUUCGAGUUGUCCUUGCUCACUGUAGAGCUCAGCUGGGAGAAAUGCUGGAGAAAUGCAUGCCAACUGAAGACGACCAAGAAGACCUCAUCUACUUCAUGGUGCACGAUGCCGUGCUGGUCGCUUUGGACAAAGAACGAACCUUACGCGAAAAGUGUAUCUGA
Messenger RNA from Lingula anatina, 2390 nucleotides. Its product is annotated as prestin. Gene Ontology annotation, cellular component: membrane. Gene Ontology annotation, biological process: transmembrane transport. The record is from RefSeq and is a predicted model, not a curated record. Lineage: Eukaryota; Metazoa; Brachiopoda; Lingulata; Lingulida; Lingulidae.